GUCACCCUAGUUGUUUGGAAGGAGCAAAAAAAGGCACAAGAGGUGAAAUUAGCUCAAAAAUAUACCGGCUCGGCUUUGGUUUUAUGGUUAAAAAUUUCUGAAUUUGUCAUUUUGAACCAUGUCUACCCCGGCCCGGAGGCGACUUAUGAGAGAUUUUAAAAGGCUUCAAGAAGAUCCUCCUGCUGGAGUCAGUGGUGCCCCAUCAGAAAAUAACAUCAUGCUGUGGAAUGCAGUGAUAUUUGGCCCAGAAGGCACACCAUUUGAAGAUGGAACUUUUAAGCUUGUGAUCGAAUUUUCAGAAGAGUACCCAAAUAAACCCCCAACUGUCCGAUUCAUCUCAAAAAUGUUCCAUCCAAAUGUUUAUGCUGAUGGAAGCAUAUGUUUAGAUAUCCUUCAGAAUCGCUGGAGUCCCACAUAUGAUGUGUCAUCUAUUUUAACCUCUAUUCAGUCCCUCUUGGAUGAACCAAACCCAAACAGUCCCGCCAACAGCCAGGCAGCCCAGUUGUACCAAGAGAACAAGAGGGAGUAUGAGAAGAGGGUCUCUGCUAUUGUAGAACAAAGCUGGAAUGACUCCUAACAACAGAGUAGAGUGCUCCUCACCACUGUUAUCAAUCUCUCAUUUACCUCAUCAGGAAUAAACAGUCAACAACAGAAGAACUUUUAAGUGCCACACAUUUGGAAAGAAAUAGGGACUUUUACUUGCUUGCCAAUAUGUUUGAAAUCUACCUUUGAGGUUUGUGUUAUUGUUUUUAAUUUUUUAUUGCAUGAUGUGAAAUAAGUUAUUGCUAACAAAACUUGUAAUAUAUCUUUAUUUCCUUUUUUGUUGGUUUGAUGCUGUUACUUUUCAGUUUCUACCAAACUUUUUUUUAAUGUUUAUCUUGGUUUGAAGAACACAGGCUGUGAAGAGUUUUUUGUUGUUGGUUUUACUGGUGCAAUGGCAGAUCACAUUUUAAUUUUUUUGGUUUUGUCCAAACAAUGGCUGCUCCCUAAAAAAAUGAGGAUUUAAUCAGUGUCACAGUCCUGUCCUUUAUCAGAAAGAUGCAGUGGAAUGUUGCUCUGGCAACUUUAGAUCUGUCCAAACUGUAAUUUUCUAAUCAAAUUUCUCUAAUUAAAAAGAACUACAGUCCCCGCAAAUUUAACAGUGUAUCUUGACUUGGAAGUGAAAUCUAUUUUAAUUUGCUUUUCAAAAGCAGUUUGACCCAAAUCCUUGUGAAGGAAAAGCACUUCUUGUGCAGAAAUGUUCAGCUGUAAUAGGUUGAAUCCACUAAGCAUGUGAAAAAAAUGAAAAACAAAAUUACUUUUUAGUUUUAAAAAUGGUUUCUAUGAAGGUCUUCUUUCCUUGCCUUUCUCACCACGAUCUGCCAUUUCCAUACACCUGCUGAAGUCUAGAUAUGGUUUUCUCUGUGUGUUUGUUUCUUUUUUAAUGCGGCAUCCAAUUAAAGGUAACUAAAAAUAAAGAGCAUUUGUUCACCCUGUCUUAUGUCCAAGAAAACAAUUGUUGAUGGCAAAAACAUUUUUUCAUUAAAUCAGAUUUUAUUUAGAGAAUAUUGAUUACUUAGUGGAAACAUAAUUUUGUUUCCACUUAAUAUAAUGAAAAGGGAGAUGUUAUAAAUUAGUAUUUUGUGAAUUUAUUAAGACACAAUGUAAACUUCUAAUAUGCUGUAUAAACAUAAUAAAAAACAUUUUGCAGACUUUGA
Messenger RNA from Lepisosteus oculatus (spotted gar), 1697 nucleotides. RefSeq names its product ubiquitin-conjugating enzyme E2B (RAD6 homolog) (gene ube2b). The record is from RefSeq and is a predicted model, not a curated record. Gene Ontology annotation, biological process: proteasome-mediated ubiquitin-dependent protein catabolic process; DNA repair; protein polyubiquitination. Gene Ontology annotation, molecular function: ubiquitin conjugating enzyme activity. Gene Ontology annotation, cellular component: HULC complex. NCBI's taxonomy places the organism in Eukaryota, Metazoa, Chordata, Actinopteri, Semionotiformes, Lepisosteidae.